This is a messenger RNA of Benincasa hispida (wax gourd), 333 nucleotides long. RefSeq lists its product as uncharacterized. Gene Ontology annotation, cellular component: respiratory chain complex III. Lineage: Eukaryota; Viridiplantae; Streptophyta; Magnoliopsida; Cucurbitales; Cucurbitaceae. Gene Ontology annotation, biological process: mitochondrial electron transport, ubiquinol to cytochrome c. The record is from RefSeq and is a predicted model, not a curated record.
AUGACACUCUUUUUGCAGUCAUUCAUUGACCCAAAGAAGAAGAUUAGGGAUUCAUCACCAGAUCGACCCAACGCCUCCGUAAUUAUGGUAAUUGAAACCCUAAUCGUUUCUUUUUCUAUGGCGUUGAUUUCAAAUUUUGUUCCGUGGAGAUUGAUUUUGGGUUGUGUUACUAUGUUAGGUCUUCAAUUCGAUCUGUAUGAUUCAUAUUAUGAUAUUGAUGUGAAGGAGGCUUUGAAUCGACUCCCCAAGGAGGUUGUUGAUGUGGGCAAUCAGCAUUUGAAGCGGGCCAUGGACCUUUCCAUGAAGCAUCAGUACCUUCCUGAUGAUCUUUAA